Messenger RNA from Bombus pascuorum, 3162 nucleotides. RefSeq names its product histone deacetylase HDAC1 (gene HDAC1). Bases 115 to 1593 code for a protein of 492 amino acids. The transcript is spliced from 9 exons. The record is from RefSeq and is a predicted model, not a curated record. NCBI's taxonomy places the organism in Eukaryota, Metazoa, Arthropoda, Insecta, Hymenoptera, Apidae. Gene Ontology annotation, molecular function: histone deacetylase activity.
CGUAGUUCAGAGGUUUAGUGACGCUGUGUCCUGUCUGUGGGUAUCGCGACGCUCCGCGCUUUACGUUUAAUUCAUAUCAGGUAUUUUACAAUUAAGGAGAAAAAAUCGGUCAAAAUGACAACGUUGCCACAUAGCAAGAAGCGUGUCUGCUAUUACUAUGAUAGUGAUAUUGGAAAUUAUUAUUAUGGACAAGGACAUCCUAUGAAGCCGCAUCGUAUAAGGAUGACACAUAAUUUACUUUUGAAUUAUGGUCUUUAUAGGAAGAUGGAAAUAUAUCGUCCACAUAAAGCUACAGCAGAUGAAAUGACAAAAUUCCAUAGCGAUGACUAUAUUAGAUUUUUGAGAUCCAUAAGACCUGAUAACAUGUCAGAGUAUAACAAACAAAUGCAACGAUUUAAUGUAGGAGAAGAUUGUCCUGUCUUUGACGGUUUGUAUGAAUUUUGUCAAUUAUCAGCUGGAGGUUCUGUAGCUGCUGCUGUGAAACUUAACAAACAGGCCUCAGAAAUUUGCAUAAAUUGGGGUGGUGGUUUGCAUCAUGCCAAAAAAAGUGAAGCAUCUGGAUUUUGCUAUGUAAAUGACAUUGUAUUAGGAAUACUGGAAUUGCUCAAAUAUCAUCAAAGAGUAUUAUAUAUUGAUAUUGAUGUUCAUCAUGGAGAUGGUGUAGAAGAAGCUUUUUAUACCACCGAUAGAGUUAUGACUGUUUCUUUUCAUAAAUACGGUGAAUAUUUUCCUGGUACUGGUGAUCUACGCGAUAUUGGUGCUGGAAAGGGAAAGUAUUAUGCAGUCAAUAUACCACUAAGAGAUGGCAUGGAUGAUGAAAGCUAUGAGUCAAUAUUUGUACCUAUUAUUUCUAAAGUGAUGGAAACUUUCCAGCCUUCUGCUGUGGUCCUGCAAUGUGGUGCUGAUUCAUUAACUGGAGAUCGGUUAGGCUGUUUCAAUUUAACAGUGAGGGGUCAUGGGAAGUGCGUUGAAUUUGUAAAAAAAUAUAAUCUACCCUUUUUAAUGGUUGGUGGUGGUGGAUAUACAAUCAGAAAUGUAUCUAGAUGCUGGACAUACGAAACUUCAGUUGCCCUUGGUUCUGAAAUUGCAAAUGAGUUACCCUACAAUGAUUAUUUUGAAUAUUUUGGUCCUGAUUUUAAGCUCCACAUAAGUCCUUCAAACAUGGCAAAUCAAAAUACUCCUGAAUAUCUGGAGAAAAUUAAAACCAGACUAUUUGAAAAUUUAAGAAUGUUGCCACAUGCCCCAGGUGUGCAAGUUCAACCAAUUCCAGAAGAUGGUGCAGUUAUUGAAGAUUCAGAGGCUGAGGAAAAGGUUAAUCCAGAUGAAAGAUUACCACAACGAGAUUUAGAUAAAAGAAUACAACACGAAAAUGAAUAUAGCGACAGUGAGGAUGAAGGUGAAGGGGGACGAAGAGAUAAUAGGUCAUUUAAGGGUUCUAGAAAACGACCACGUCUAGAAAAAGGACAAGAAGGUAUAGAAAGUGAACUAAAAAAAGAAGAAGAUAUAAAAUCGGAACCCAAAGAAAACGAAAAAGAUGAAAAAACGAAUGUUACAAAUGAGGAAACGAAGAAAGAUGGUGGGUCGAAUCCCUGAUAAAUGGUAUUUGUUUCCGAAAAGAAAUUGAAAAAAAGUUCUUAUUUAAAUUAACUAUAAAUCAGUAUAGAUAAAUUAAAUGAACAAAUAUGUAGUGCAUAAUUGAUGCCUGUUGCCUCGAACUGAACAUACCAUUGUAAACAAUGAUUUCCUUUAUUGUUUGAUUCAAAACCAUAUAAAUACUUCAAUAGGAUAUAUAUAUAUACACACACACAUAUAUAUACACAUACAUGUAUCUUUAUUAAAUUCGAGGCAAGAGACAUUAUUAUCACUUAUAUACAUCUACGAGCAUACAAUUGACACUAUAAACGCUCAGUAAUUUCAGUUGUUAUCUCAUUAAAUUUAUAAACAUUAACCGAAAUUCUCAAAGUUAUAAGCCAUUAAACAAUCACUCCUGGAAAUAUUUUUUAAAUCGUGCGAUGAACGAUAUCUUGAGUAAUCGGUCAAUCUUAUGAUCUGAUUAAAGCCUUGAUGUUCACUUAUUGUUAGAAUCAAUACAUGUAACUAGUCAAAUAAGACAAAUGGAUAUCUUAAAUGUACAAAGAAAAUUAAAUUUUUUAUAAAAGUUGAAAUUUUCACUAAGAUCAGAAGAUAUAGGCAGCUUAUCAAGAUAUCUAAUUUUUGUAAUUGACACACUUCGAUAAAUUGAAAGUUUAAAAGUAUGCAAAUCACCAUAAUAUGUUUUGGAUGAAUACGUUUCUUUGUCUUCUUAUCCAUUGCUCACAGCAUGAUUAUCAUUAAAUAAUUUAAUGUGUGAUUUUUACAAUUGAAAGGGAAUGAGAUUGUGUACAACGGGCUAGUAUUAUGGACUAACAAAUUUUUUACUUCCUAUUCUCUCUUGUACAUACAAAUCCGAUUUAAACAAUGUCCUACAUGCAAUACUAUACAUAUAAUAAUGACAUAAUGAUAUUCCUUUUGAUAUGUAAAAUAUUUUAUUUUAUAUGUGAAAAAUUAAAGUCAGCGAAAAAGAAAGUAUGAAAAGAAUAGAACAGUCAAUAAACGUAUUGAAUUUCAGCAGAAUUGUAGAAUCUUAAAUUAAGAAGAGAUAAUACUAAAAAUUAAACAUUUGUGACUAAAUCGACUUCUAUCUUUAUGUCGAGGCUGCAAAAGCACUCUCGUUCAAAGGAAAAAGAUAGAAAAAGAAGAGAAGCGUCGUAUUAACGUAAAUAAUAAAAUUAUUACCUUUCAACCAUGUUGAUUUCACAUUUGCACAAGAGUAUAAAUGCAUUAAUUUUGUAUACAUAAACUUCUUUACGACUCGAAAAUUCUUGCGAAGUUGGAUUAGAUUCGACUAGUUGCAUGAUGUCAGAUAAAUGAUUAAAAAAGAAAUAAGUCGAUUUAUCUAGUUGUAAUUAAAUACUUUUAUUGUAAUUAAACACAUACCUUUAUUGUAAUUAAUUAUUUACAACACAAAGAUAAAUCCGAUAUAAUUUCGUACAUCUAAGUCGAUUAAUUAAGAUAGAUCAAGUAUAAUUAAGUAUAUAUGUAUAAAGUUACAUGCUAUAUACUAUAUCAGAAUACGAAUAACAAAUGUUUUUAAAUAUUUAUAAUAAAAAAUAAAGAAAUCUA